AUGCUGCAUGUUAGUUCUAUCAAUGUCGAGCUCGACGACCAAGGCGCCUCGAUGACAGAUUCAGAUCCUGUCACAUUCGAAGAAAACAUCAUCCACGCCAUAGACAUACGCUACCACACGUUCAUUCCCAGCCCCGAAGAUCAGCUUCUUAACCUCAUGUACUACAAUGUCUUCCGUGGACUCGCUAAGAACAUUAGAGCGUUGAACCUCGAAAUGCACCUUAUGGCGUCUUGGGCCUCGGACAGUCCCUUUAUCUCUGGGAAUAUUGACACUUCGACCCUGGCCCCGGAUUUUCAGCCGACAUUCCUCCAACGAACCGUGGCGCACCACCCAUGCUUCGACAUCUUUCCUGACUCUGUUGUCAGAGACAAUGCUAUUGAAUAUUGGUAUGUCGAAAAGCAUCCCUUAGAGGGAAGGCUAUGUAUGGCGAUUGCCGGCAGGCAUACAUGGCAUGAGAUCGACCUUGCUUUGAAACAUGGGUGCGUGCUAUGGGGCGAACCGGAUGUCACUGAGAGUUGGGAGGUCACUCAAGGCUUUGCAGACGACUGGCCCUUCCUCGUUAAGGGCGCUGUUCGCCUGGAGGCUGCCACCAAUCGAUAUAGGGCGCUGCGAGGUGAGCCGCCAAUUUUCUUUGCCUGA
Messenger RNA from Cladophialophora psammophila CBS 110553, 639 nucleotides. RefSeq lists its product as uncharacterized. The record is from RefSeq and is a predicted model, not a curated record. The coding region runs from base 1 to 639 and encodes 212 amino acids. The transcript has a single exon. Lineage: Eukaryota; Fungi; Ascomycota; Eurotiomycetes; Chaetothyriales; Herpotrichiellaceae.